Molecule: messenger RNA, 2476 nt
Organism: Chionomys nivalis (European snow vole)
Lineage: Eukaryota; Metazoa; Chordata; Mammalia; Rodentia; Cricetidae
Gene: Ogn
Product: osteoglycin
Exons: 7
Coding region: 134-1030 (298 amino acids)
Molecular function (GO): protein binding
Source: RefSeq, a predicted model, not a curated record
CCAAGAAGACUUUGACUGCAUACAAAUACCCCUAUUCAAGGCAUUCGAUUGUUAGUAAACCAAGCAAUAAUUCUUAAAUUACUUGAUAGCUAUCAGGUCACUAGUUACUUCCAGUCACUGUGAGUUUGCUGAAAUGAAGACUGUGCAUUCUACAUUUCUCCUGCUACUGCUCGUGCCUCUGACACAGCCAGCACCACAAACUCAACUCGACUCACAUAUUAACUAUGAGUAUGGAACAGAUCAUUUGGAAGAAACAAAAUUUAGCCAGGACUAUGAAGAUAAAUACCUGCAUGGAAAAAAUACUAAGGAAAAGGAAACCAUGAUAAUUCCUGAUGAAAAAAGUCUCCAGUUACAAAAAGAUGAGGUUGUACCAUCAUUACCCACCAAGAAAGAAAAUGAUGAAAUGCCUACAUGCCUGUUGUGUGUCUGUUUAAGUGGCUCUGUCUACUGUGAAGAAGUUGACAUUGAUGCUGUGCCACCACUGCCAAAGGAAUCAGCUUAUCUUUAUGCACGAUUCAACAAAAUUAAAAAGCUGACCGCCAAAGAUUUUGCAGAUAUGCCUAAUUUAAGAAGACUUGAUUUUACGGGAAAUUUGAUAGAAGACAUAGAAGAUAGUACUUUUUCAAAACUUUCUCUGUUGGAAGAACUUACACUUGCUGAAAACCAGCUAGUAAGACUUCCAGUUCUUCCUCUGAAGCUUACUUUAUUUAAUGCUAAGUACAACAAAAUCAAGAGUAAAGGGAUUAAAGCAAACACAUUCAAAAAACUGAAUAAGCUGUCUUUCCUCUAUUUGGACCAUAAUGAUCUGGAAUCUGUGCCUCCUAAUUUACCAGAAAGUCUCCGUGUAGUUCACCUUCAGUUUAACAGCAUAUCUUCAAUUACAGAUGAUACAUUCUGCAAGGCUAAUGACACUCGUUACAUCCGGGACCGAAUUGAAGAGAUUCGCCUGGAGGGCAAUCCAAUUGCUCUGGGAAAGCAUCCUAACAGUUUCAUUUGCUUAAAAAGAUUACCUAUAGGAUCAUACUUUUAAAAACCAUCAAUGCAGUGUAUAAUCUAAAGUAGUGCACCUAAUGUCUUAAAGGAACAUAAACAUUAGCUUACUAUUAUCAUUUUAUCUCACUAUUAUAGAAUUUUUUUUUUUUGUUUUUUGUUUUUUGAGACAGGGUUCCUCUGUGGUUUUGAAGCCUGUCCUGGAACUAGCUCUUGUAGACCAGGCUGGUCCCGAACUCACAGACAUCUGCCUGCCUCUGCCUCCCGAGUGCUGGGAUUAAAGGCGUGCGCCACCACCGCCCCGCACUAUUAUAGAAUUUUAUGUUUAAUCAAUGAUGUCCAAAAUUCUUACAUUUUUUUUCUUACAUGUUACUAUAAAAAUAAUCCAGACUGAAUCUCUUAGUUCAAAACAAAAUGAUAUGAAACUAAACAACAUUAAAAACCCCUUGUAGUUUACACUACACUACAUCUAAACAGUGUCCUUUUAUAUAAACACUCACAUGAGAUCCACCAUUCCCAAGACUAAUGAAGUAAGAGAAUGCCAAGAAACGUUGAACUGUUUGUCUUUCUUAACAUUUACUGUAUUUCACAAGCAUUUAAGGCGACGUUCCAAGAAACUGUGAAAAGCCAAAUGUUCCAAGUGACCGUCCAUUGACUUUAUGAUUCACCAGCAUUCUCCAUGAAGCAGAAACCUUUUCUGUUACGGCAGCUAUUUUAUUGUAUUUCUCAUUUAGUCUAAGAAAAAGGGCAGCCACAUCUAGGCAAAACUUUCCAGUAAAGUAAAAUUUUACUCUUUGGUAUAGAACCAAUUUAGAAAAGUUCAGUUUUAUGCUUUGUGGUCACACAGAUAGUCUUUAGUCAAUUACUUAAAAAAAUUCUAAGAAAAAGAAUCAAAAUUCUACUCAUUUUCUCGGAGAGUAAUAAGAGCCCUUCACUCUAAAGAUUCUCAAACAUGAAAUGAGUGUAAGCUUUCCACAGUAUAGGAAGGAUUUCAUCAAUAAAUUUGUUCAAAUAUAAGAAAUUUAAAUGAAGUCUAUUGUGUUGUGUUGUACGUAGAGCUUCAGCUACACAUAUGUUCACUCAAACUGCACACUCACAAUCCGCCCAUGAGCACCACUUCUCAAUGGUCAUGAUUUCCAGAUACAGGGAACAGAGAAACCCAACCUUCUGUCUAACAAUGAUGACUGAACAAUGCAGAUUAAAGUUCCUACAUUAACCCUCAGAGGAAGGUGCAUAUAGCACACUCACAAAUAUUAGUCUAUAUAUUACUUUGGAGUUGAUCAUAAAAUUAAAGAUGUUUUAGAAAUAACUAUCUUUUAUAUACAAAAGUACCACUAUUAUUUCCAUUAUUGGGUACACGUUAGAAUCUGCAUGCUUUUCCUAGAAUACUCAAGCAUUUGGUGUUUUGCCCCAAUGCAGACUGACCCCUUUCUCUCUCAUGUUAUGGCUGACCCCAGACAAAACUUUUCAUUAAAGCACUUGUGAC